This is a messenger RNA of Didymodactylos carnosus, 1220 nucleotides long. Lineage: Eukaryota; Metazoa; Rotifera; Eurotatoria; Philodinida; Philodinidae. The record is from the annotation of a GenBank genome assembly.
ACAAGUUGACAGGCAACUCUUCGUUUUCUCUUCGUAUUUAUUUGAUUCUCUCGUAUUACUCUAUAGUGUAAGAGCAAUUAUCCCAGUCUAAUUUCUAUUUCAAUUUAUCUUGUAAAAUUUGUAUGAGCAUAUAACAGGCAUCUAUCUAAUUAGAUUAAAAGGAACUAUGUUCUUGUAUACUAAUUGAUAAGCGCAAAAAGAAACAAUAUCACAAAUUGCCAGCUUGUCAGGACAAAAAUUAGUAGACACAAAUCUAUACAUAACUGUAUCUAUACACAAUGUAUAGAUACCCAAAAAAAUGUCCGUCCAACUUUUCUUCAAGUUUAGAACAGUAUAUAAUCGUAAAGCUUUAUCGGACAUCUCAUAAUCACUUUCGUAAAACUCUGACUCUUCCACUAUUCUUUACACAAUAUAUAAUACUGUUCUAUUUUUUGAAUAUUCUACGAUUAUUAUUAUUAUCGCGCAGUAUGUCUCAAGAGAUAAUGAAAGAUUCAUUUGAUUAUUGUGAUUCACCAUUACUAGCCCCCAACGAUGGCCGACCUAAUGAUGAAAAAAUAAUAAACUGAAUUUAUUAUUAACUAAUACUGAACGCAUCGAUAAAAAUGUUUUAAAAUUAGAUCAAAUAAUAGAUAUGCUAGUAUCGAAACAAACAAUAAUAGAAAUUAACAUUAAGUAGUAUAAAUACCGAUUAUGUAAACACACGAGAAAUUAUUGAUAAGACCGAAACAUCAUGUUCCAAAAUAUUAAGUAUUAUUGAAGAACGAGCCCUAUCUUAUGAGUAUGCAAUUGUAGAUGCGGCACAACAAAUUCAAACAGUUACGGAAAAGGUACCAGCAUUAACAAUUACAAAUCCAACAACACAAGAACGUUAUCAAGUAUAUACGGAAAAAUACAAUCGUGCCAAGAAUGCUGCAGAAACUGAAUUGUUAACUGGAGAGAAGGAAUUUAAUCAUUUGUUAUCCUUUUUAUUCGGUGCCAUAUUUUCUAAUAAAGAAGUGAGUUCCAUUCAUGGCACAGUAAAAGGAACAAAACCAUUAUGCCCACAACGUGUUCAUGCAAUUGACCAACAUAUGUAUAAUAUUUAUAGUCAACGAUAUAGCACGUAUGAACAAACAAAAAAGUUUAAAGAUACCAUAAAUAAAAAAUGUUGUCGAUUACGUGCUAGAGUAUUAGAUACGACUACCGGAAUAUUUGACUCGAUUCAUCAUAUCGUUCCUUGA